UAGCCAAAGCCCACCCUGCCACAGUUGAAACCACACCCAACUAAAAAACUAAAAGGCAUUCUCCUCUAUUUCUUUUCGCUUCCUUAUCUCCUAAAGCAAUAGCCCUAGUACUUGAGGAUUCACCAUGAAAGGUGGUAAAACCAAGGCCGAUGCGAUGCAAACUGAUGACAAGCUGAAGAGGAAAGCUGCACGCGCUACAAAGCGAGCGAAGAAGGCAGCGAAGGAUCCAAACAAGCCAAAGAGGCCUCCUAGUGCUUUCUUCGUUUUCAUGGAGGAGUUCAGGAAGCAGUACAAAGAGGAGCAUCCUGAUAACAAAUCCGUCUCCGCUGUUGGCAAAGCUGGUGGAGCAAAAUGGAAAAGCAUGACCGAAGAUGAGAAAGCUCCUUAUGUUCAGAAGGCAGAGAAGCGAAAGAGUGAAUACAAUAAGAGCAUGCAGGCAUAUAAUCUGAAACUGGCCGGUGGAGCAAACGCCGGAAACGAUGAUGAAUCUGAUAAGUCAAAGUCUGAAGUAAACGAUGAGGAUGAAGACGAGGGGAGUGGAGAGGAAGAAGAUGAUGAGUAGAUGAACUUGAUGCGGGGAUGCACAAACUAGUUUAGAAUUUGGUUAGAUUCAGGAAUUCUUUCCUCCCUAGAGAUGAAUAGUUGACAUUAAUCUCCAAAUAUUUUAGAUUACAUAAGAGUUAUAAAUGGAUUAGUUGCAGCUUUUUCUUGUUAGAGCUUAUAUGGAUAUUGUUGUUGAAUUUUCUUAGAAAUCAGUGAUGAAGUAUAAGCUUAUCUUGCGUAAUUUGCUUAGAAAUCAAUGAUUAAGUUUGAGCUUGUCGCCU
Molecule: messenger RNA, 824 nt
Organism: Theobroma cacao (cacao)
Lineage: Eukaryota; Viridiplantae; Streptophyta; Magnoliopsida; Malvales; Malvaceae
Gene: HMGB5
Product: high mobility group B5
Source: RefSeq, a predicted model, not a curated record